GGCCUAUCUUGAUGACUUCCUGGUUAUCGCCUACUCUGAGGUUGAGUGUCAACAAGCAUAUGAAGAACUGAUUAAACACUUAGGCAAAACUUGGAUUUCAAAUUAACUGGGACAACACUGUCGGGCCUUGUCAGCGAUUAACUUUUCUAGGCAUUGAAAUUGAUACUGUGCGCAUGCAACUCACGUUGCUCAAAUGCAAACUCUGUGAACUUCGAUUGUUACUUAGCGAAACAACUGCAAAGCGAUCUAUCACAAAAUGGGACUUGCUGUCUCUCGUUGGCAAGCUCAAUUUGCCACACGCGUUGUGUUUGACGGAAGCAUAUUCUUAUGGUGUAUGAUUGACACUGUUAACCACAUGCAGCGCCCAAAUCAUCAUGUCUGGAUAAACACUCAACUGAGAGUAGAUCUGGAAUGGUGGACAGAAUUUCUAGGCGUUUUUAAUGGCAAAACCUUUAUCGUAGACUCUGAGCUAGUUCCCACUGAAGGAUUAUCUACUGACGCCUGUCCGAUUGGUGGAGGAGCAUUCUUUCAAGGUGAUUGGUUCUAUGUUAACUGGGCCACUAAUUAUCGUAGUCUGGCAAACGUGCAAGUCAAUUUGCAGGAAAUGUUCACAGUUCUUAUGGCCCUUGAGCGCUGGAAGGAUCAACUACGCGAUAAGUGGAUCAUUCUGCGAACUGAUAACACAACAACGCUAAGCGUGAUAAAUAAGGGCACUUUUAGUAACCAGCUUGCGAUGCAAUGGUUGCGCAAACUUUUCUGGCUCUCAGCAACAUACAACUUUCGCGUCACUUCGCAAUAUAUUCCCAGAGCAGCUAACACUUUGACCGAUGCUAUUUCUCGUAUCCAUGAUCCUGCGCAUUGUGAACUCCUUUUAGUAUCACCCGACUAGUGGACUAAUGCAAAUCCUCCAUUUUAAUUGGCUGCGCAACCAGAGGACUAUUAGUAAUAGUCCUCGAGUAGCGAAAUUUGUCCAAUCGAGCGUGAUGCUUUC
Messenger RNA from Orbicella faveolata, 991 nucleotides. RefSeq lists its product as uncharacterized. NCBI's taxonomy places the organism in Eukaryota, Metazoa, Cnidaria, Anthozoa, Scleractinia, Merulinidae. The record is from RefSeq and is a predicted model, not a curated record.